AUGGUGUCACUCUUUGGACUGAAGCUCGGGAGUGACAGGAAAAAGGCGCAAAUCAAGCAAGCCCAAGGCAAUGCCCCCCAGAAAUGGAGUCGCUUUGACCAGUACGCCUUUGACGACAGCCAAUAUCCCGGCAAUAAUCUCUCGCGACCCCGAUUUCGGUCAACUACAAGACCAAGCACCGCGCAUUCGACUUCAAGUAUGUCCAGUUGGCGAGCUGUGUUCAAAAAUCCGGCCGUGACUUCAUCCAUGGCGGACUUGGCGUCUCCUCGACGACGACCCAGUGUGGGAAGUUUGCGCCAUGUCGCCUCAGAUUGGAACACAAGACCUGGUACAGCUUUCCCGGCUGCAUUGCAAACCAGUGGAUUCCAGCCCGGAGUACCUAGCAGAACGCCGGGAAACCAAAAGGCAGGCUGGAUAAGUCCAUCGGAUAUUCACCUUUGCAAGAAUCCCGCCAACAUCCGACCAGCCACACCCCUAGGACAAAACCCUUUUGUGACCGCCCCUGCUACUCCUCGCUCUCCAAAGAGUCCACUUGCGCAGUCCGACUUCGAGCAACAUACGGGUAGAGGCGAACACGCCAACACCAGUGCCCUGCCUUUCACUGUACACAAUGGCAAGUUGGACAAAGAAAUCGUGACCCAAACUGCGAAUCCGUCUCCGCCGCCGUCAGACACAAAUUCAGAAGGGGCACUGUCACCCGUCAACGUGCCUGCCUCCGAAAACCGUCCCCCGCUCAGCGGAGGGAACGCGCCGAGUGCCUUGAAGAACGUGGAUAUGCCGGAGCCGAUAUCUAUACCCAGUCCCGAGGGUCUAAUCGUUCGAAGUGUCCGGGCACGGCGAGAUACAUUUGCCUUCCAUCAACCUCGUAGACAAAGUUUUACGAUGGAAUUCGAGGGAAGCAACAGAGCAACAGUGAUGCAUCCGCCGAAGGAGGGAUUCAGUGGCAACUUUGCAGAUUUCGAUUUCGGCCAAGGCGUUGCCCGGGCCGCCAGUAACACGAGCGCAAGGGAGGUGAAGCCAAGCUUUGAUGCUGCAACAAGGCCGAGCAUGUCAUCCGAGUCGACAAGUGCUAUGCCACCGAGACCACUGCAACCAGUUGUACCCCCUCCCGCAACAAAUGACGUUGAAGUCACGGCCAUGGACGCCUAUGGGCCACCAGCCGACUCAGGAAUCGGCUGUUCGAGGAGCGAACCGACGCCACGACCUGCCGAGAAUUUGGGUCGAAGCGCAUUCUCGAGGCCACCAAUGGAGGGGGACUUCCCCAUGUACAAAGGAUUGCCACGCGGCCGACAGCGAGGACCACGGCCACCACCACUGUCAUCUUUCGAUGACAAAAAUGCCUUCAAGUUGCCAAUGUGGUCGGGGUUCGACCGGUCCGAGCCUCGUCGGUCUGCUAUUCCAGCGCCUCUGACGCCCAGUCGCCCGAGUUCGAGCAGAAGUCCCAAAGCUGGCCUCUCUACGCCAACGUCGGCCACAGCUCCACGGAUUCCGAGCCCAACAUUUUCAUCGUUGGCUCAAUCUAGUUCCAACUCUGGCGAUACGUUUGAAAAAUCGUUUGGUAUCAAUCUUGACGAAUAUUUCAAUUCCCUACCCUAA
Metarhizium album ARSEF 1941 is the source of this 1596-nucleotide messenger RNA. RefSeq lists its product as uncharacterized. The coding region runs from base 1 to 1596 and encodes 531 amino acids. The record is from RefSeq and is a predicted model, not a curated record. Lineage: Eukaryota; Fungi; Ascomycota; Sordariomycetes; Hypocreales; Clavicipitaceae. The transcript is spliced from 2 exons.